AGCGCCCAGCCGAUAGACGCGGUGAGGAUCUUCUUUGAUACACUUGGUGCAUGACGAGACCACCGGAAAGGGUAAAUCUCCUUCGGAAUGUGCGCAGCGUCGACAUCACGCUUCUCCACCGGGCUUCAGUUUUCCCGCAAAGAUCUGCAAAGUGAGAAUACGAAUGAUUCUGUAGGCGGCCACGCAGCAGGCAUCGAGAUUCCACUCCUCUCUGAAGAGGAACACCUGGCGCGAAAGGCGACUGCACUUCGCCGGAGCAUUGCCGAGACGCUGCAGCCUCGUCUCGAUGUGGUUGACGACGCACUCCGCAGCGUUCAUCGACAACUUUCUGUGCUGCGACAAUGCCUUCCUUCUCAUGCCUUUAUUGCUUUUCGAGAAAACUGUGACGUGUUGAGACGCCAGCUGCAGCUAUUUGAGGAAUUGACGGUGCAACGGCUGCUGAAAGAGGCGGCAGAGAAGGCGGUGGCGAUAGGCGCGUGUGAGGCAUCUCAUGUCGCACGGUGGAAGAAGUCGAAUCAGUGGCCUGCAGUCUCGAACUUUGUGGAGCUGCAGCUCUAUCUUUCUCUCAAACCGGUGAGGUUGUCGCCGUCUGCAAUGGAGAUGGCUGGGACCAACAAUGCUGCCGCGGCAACGACGUCGGCGAUUCAAAAGCAACUGGCAAUACUCUGGUGUGAAUGGCAAGAUAGCUUCCAGCGCCAUUCCUUCCUUUGCCGCUUUUACUCGUUGAAAGACGUUUUGUAUGGUUGGGGACGAGGGUGGCGCAUGGGUCCCCCGUGCACAGGGGAAGACGACAGCAGUCGAGCAGACCGGCGUUCCCGUGGCAGCGAAGCAGCAAACAGCAGUGCUGUAACUGCGAGAUGCCUUUGGGAGAAGUGGGAAAGCCUCUCGGCCAACGAUCGUCUGAUGAGCUUCGCAUAUCUAUGUUCGCUGCACUUAACGGAACCGAUCGUGUCGACGCUGGAGCAGGCUCUGGUGACUGAGUUCGCCGAUGUGUGGAGCGUUGUUACGGCUACAUUGUGA
Molecule: messenger RNA, 1020 nt
Organism: Leptomonas pyrrhocoris
Lineage: Eukaryota; Euglenozoa; Kinetoplastea; Trypanosomatida; Trypanosomatidae
Exons: 1
Coding region: 88-1020 (310 amino acids)
Source: RefSeq, a predicted model, not a curated record